Messenger RNA from Xyrichtys novacula (pearly razorfish), 12199 nucleotides. The record is from the annotation of a GenBank genome assembly. Lineage: Eukaryota; Metazoa; Chordata; Actinopteri; Labriformes; Labridae.
GUGCUUGCUCCUCCUCCUCUUUCAGCGCCUAUGGAGCAACUACAGGUAAGUAAUGUGAAUCUCCAACUUGAUUUGUAUUCUUGAAGAACUUUUUCGUUCUGAUUAACCUUGUAUUUCAGCAUCAGUUGUUCUUCUCUGCUCACUGGGGGUUUGACCACGUCCUUCCUGAGUUUCUCUCGCGGUUUCGGUUUUAUCACCUGUGGCUUGAGAGUUGAAGCAGCGAGUCCUGCUUCUAGCUUUUGCAAACCUACAAACAGUAAAGUUUGGUAUUACUCUACUAACAAAGAGAGUCAUCAUGGACCUGAAUGCUACAUUCUUCUUGUAUUUAAAUCUAGACCUUCAUAAGUGUCCAGGUAGUGACUUUUGAACUCCUUUUUGCUGGUGUCCCUGGAGGUAUGAAAUGCAUUCAUCUGAGAACUUGAAGACCUUUUCGAAGUUACACAUCCCUCUUGACGCUCACGCAGAUUUCUUCUCCUUGUUUCUAAUUUGUGAAGCGCUACAGACACAACAUCAUCGACAAAAACAAGAACAUUUUGGACAAGUGAACAAAACCUUUAAGAGCACCCUCACAGUCUAAAUACAAUGUUAGAUAAGAGGCUGUAACUUUCUUACACCUAAGGUAGUCAUUGUUUAUCUUGUUCAGCCUGGUAUCCUUGUUUUUUAGGAGCCUGGAAUGGAUCUGAUCUAUUCUCUCGCUUGUAACUUUAUUCUGGUUUUCAUCCCUCUGCUUUACAAGGUCCUUCAGCACGGCGAGACGAGCCUCCUGCAACCUGGAAAAUAAAGAGAACAGAGAGCAUCAGCAGCAAUCAAUCAAUCAAUCAAUCAAUCAAUCAAUCAAUCAAUCAAUCAAUCAAUCAAUCAAUCAAUCAAAUUUUGUUUAAUAGCGCCAAAUCACAACAGUUGUUAUUACAAGACGAUUUCCCCCCCAAAAAAGCAGAUCUGGACCACGCUCAUUGUUUGAUGAAUUAUCAAGACCCAACCUUAAGAUGGGACAGAUUUGACCCAUCUCAUCUAACGUGAGUGACAGUGGAAGGGCAAGUGUUGCAAGAUGAUAGGAGCAGUAACAUUCAGGCACAGCCUCUGCAAGACUGCUAAGCAAGCUCAGAAUUGAAUAUGUUGAACACAUUAUCUUUAGUAAGACAAAGUAUUGUAUGAUUUAGGGAACAGAAGGUGACUCAACAAUUGUAGAAAUAAACCUGUUCAAAACGAUGUCUCAGUCUUUACCAAUGUUUACUAAAGGACAGCCCAUGUAGAAGUAACCAUGUGAUGUAUAUUGAAGAUAAAAAACUUGAUUAAUCAUGCCUCUUUAAACCCUCUUAAUGUUAAAUUUAUUAUUAUCCGAUACACAAUGUAUGCUACUGCACAAGUUCUGGGACUUCAUGGUAUGUAGUUGUCAUUGUAGUAGGCUCCAAAAGUAAUGUGACUAACUCAAGACGUACUUCCAGGUGGCUCAAACCACUACACCAACAAACUUUGAGUAAGUGUGUGGCUUUGUUCUGUAUUUAUGAAGUCGCUAGCUGGGCCAUAAGUGGAGAGAAAAGAGGCUGAGGUGCACCACCACUCACUUCUUGAUUUCUCCUUCUCUGAAAGCCCACUCUUUAGCAUCCAUCUCUUCCAUCAUGCGUCUUCUUUUGUCUAGCUGGCUGAGGUCAUCCAUUGGAGGAAGAGUGGCCUCCCAAGCUAGUCUAGCGCGGGCCCGUUGUAUCAUUUCCACUUCUGCUUGGCCUGCAGGCAGACCUCGACCUGGGGGAGCAGUCAUCAAAGAUUUCAGUGGUUAACACUGAUCGGCGUUGUACAGGCUGCACCAGUAGAAAGAGUGGUGAUGUAUGGAUUUUCCACGAAAACAAUACACUAUUGUCACCUCCAGUUGAAGCCUUUAUUAGUUUGUCACGUACCCCACAACAAAGUUGCCAUUUGCAGAAGCUCUGAGGGAGUUGUCCCUGGUUGUACCACAUAGUCAGGGCUGUAAGGGUCUGUCUGUGUUUCACUCUCCCUGUAGUCGGUCUGGACACCCACAGUAAAGUGAGUGGGCCCUUGCUCUGCUUUUCUUCCACAGAUAGGUUCAAAAUCAUCUCUGUGAAGAUGAAAAAUAAACAUCUGACAGCACAACAGCAAAAUGACACAUCAGAAAUGAUAAAGAAAAUAAAUAUGGGCUGUUGAACUUACGUUGGUAAAGUGAAAAUAAUAUUUGAGGGAGCUUGUUGUAAGUAUGGAAUCAGAGGACUAAAUGGAACAAAAGAAAAAAGCAAAUCAAAGACUUGAUCUGGAUCAAAUUGGAGACAAAAAGGCUAGGUAUAGGAUAGGGUAAAGAAUAAAACGGGGGAAACAGCUUUAUAGAAAAGUUUGUGGGACUAUAUCCCAACUUUAAUGAGAUAAAGCAGCUUUACUAUAUGAAAUAAAAUGUUCCAUGUGAUAAAUGUCAUCCUGUCUGCCCACUUGCUCACUGUGAAUUUUCUUUGCUGUGGUUAUACAUCAUCUCACCCUGAUCCCUAGUAGAAAUUCUGCUAUGAGUCUUACGGGGCAAAAAAAUCCUAAUAGAGGUGAGAUGAGAAAUUUAGUUGUUUGCAUUCAGACAUUCAUCCCACCCACCUAAUUUUGACAAUGCAUCUAUAGUUUCACAAGAAUGUAGGCUUGCAAAACAAACCGUUUGAAAAAUUUCCAGCGGUCCGCUCCAGUGACAUGACAAUCCUCCCUCUGCAACCGCAAUUUGUCAUUUGGAAUAACCCUGUUGAGAGAGUGAUCAAGAACUACGGCAACAAUUUCCAUAAGCGGGGUUUACAUUUGUCAAAAAUAUUAGUCUGAACAUUGAGGGAAUAGCACUAUUGAUCUCUUGAUGGUUAUGAAAGUUCUGUGUGUUAAUGUUACCCAGCCAGCUGCUGCAGUGCUGCCUUGCGCUGCUCUGCGUGGCCCUGCCAGCGACGCUCAAUAGUUGGUGGUACGGGGUCUGAAGCGUCCAGUUGAAGAGUAUAGCUCGGGUGGUGAGGCAGAGUACUGAACAUAGACUCAAAUACAGGCACUUGUCUCUGAUAAAGACAGGAAGAAAUACUUAAUGCAGUUUCCCCUCCCUAUGCUUCAUUUGUUCUGUGACUGGCUGACAGCUGAGGUUAUGUUUCAUGGUUUGUCCUAACUUUUUCUUUUGGUAAAGUGGAAUUACAUGCCAUUGAAAGUGAACAUAUCAGCUAUGAAACAGAUUUAUAGAUGACGUUUCUUUAAACUAUAACAGCCAAUAAAACCCCAACUUUUUAGAAAUAGCCUUCAUACCUUUUGAGCUUCAUAGACUUAACCAAAACAUAUGUAAAUCAAUGGCAAUAAAAAUACAGAGUGACCUAAUAUAGUCUGGAAGAGUCACCAAGUCUAGUGACUUAGUUAAAGGGAUAUUCCGGCGUAAAAUUAAUUUAGGGUUAAACACACCGUAACACCGAGUUAGACACCCCGUUGAAAGAUGAAGUACAUAUAGGGUCCCAGCCACAGCACUAGCCACCAAACAUCUUUUUAACUUUGCCUGAUUCUUUUAGCAAAGACACAAACCCAGCUCACCUACUCUCUUCCAGCAGCUGCUUGUUUGUAGCGAGACCUCGGGCCAGUCUAUCACGGACUACAGCAGAGUGACGCAGCUCACAGAAGAACAUAUAUGAUCAUUUCUUUAUCCUUUCCUUAAAGCAAUAAUCAUCAUAUUAAUCAUUUUGCACUGCAGAAAUGGUAGUUCUUCUGCCUUAGCGUCUUGGUCUGAUUGAAUUUCCAUGAAGAAAUGAUCAUAAAUGUUCUUCCUUGGGCUGCGUCACUCCGCUGCAGUCCGUAAUGGACUGGCCUGAGAUCUCGUUACAAACAAGCAGCUGCUGGAGGAGAGUGAGUGAGUUGUGUUUGGUCUCUUUGCGAAAGAAAUCAGGCAAACUUUAAAGAUGUUUGGUGUCUAGUACUAUGGCUGGGGCCCUAUAUGUACUGUUGAUGAAGUUAGAUGCUGUUCUGAACAUUAUUUGUGGCCAUAGAGUGGCGUUUUGGUUCAGGUUUAUCUAUGGCUCCUCAGACCGCUGUGUAUUGCUAUCGUGUGGUCGUUACUAAAGUUGGUAAAACCAGAGAAGCAAGCGGUCGGCAACAUUCAUCUCUCGAGGGUGUCUAACUCUGUGUUACAGUGUGUUUGACCCUAAAUUAAUUUUACGCCAGAAUAUCCCUUUAAUGCAUGGUAAUUUAGUGCUAAAGUUUUUAUUUAUUGACUUAUUUUUAUUUAUAUUCUCACAUAAACAUUGUUUACAGUAGUUAGGAUUACAUUGUUUGUUCAGGUAUCAGGUAAUCCAGCAGGUGGGGCUGUUGAGGCAGCUCAGAUUAAAGAGAGGAAAUAAAAAAGGAAGAAGAAGAAGAAAUAAGGCAAAACAAUGUGACCUGAUGAAUUAAAGUUAAAGUCAUCAACGAAACCAAGACCGUGCUGGACUACACGACCUCUUUUAAACACUCCUACGACCGGUUAACCCUCAGACAGCUGAAAAACCUGCUAGAGGCUACUGGACUCUACUUACAAUCCGAUCCUUCGAGGCAUGGGCCCUCAGGUUGGCCCUGGCAUGAUCUACCUCGGAUGAAACGGUGUAAACUGGAUCUGUAGCAAACAAUGAAGUUAGACGCAGCCAAAUAUGCUAAUGCUAAGCUAAAGCCGUCAAAUAUUCCAACCUUUGGUACGUUUACUUACCGUAAAGGUGGUCAUAAGCCCGCUGUCGCUGAACAACUUUGUUUGCUUUAUGUUUUCUCGGAACUGUGCGAGUUUCAGAUAGGCUCAUUUUGUUAUUUCAACAGUUAAUGUGUUUUAGUUUUCAAUUUAGGGCCCACAGACAGCUGUGGUGUAAACCCCGGCGCUACCAGGUAACCAUGGUGACGGUAAACUGACCGUUUUGAAGUGGGCGGGGUUACUGUGAGCACACCUCGUUUCCAUAAGAUCAGAAAUGACAGAUCAAGUAACGAUAACUGCAUGCAGCCGAUGUAUGAAUGUGUCAAAUCUAGACCAGAGUCUUUUUUUAUGGGGUAAGACCGCUUUACCUGUCUGAACUGGACAUGCAGAGACAGAGCAAGUUGAAGGCAAACAGCCCUGAGAGAACGCUGUCCUGUUGCUCACACAUAGACUGCAUAUACUUUACCAUUUACUACUAUACCAUUCUAUAUACAGUCUAUGUGCUCACAGAGCUACAAUACAUGAUUGUGAGGCUUUUGAACCCGAAAUUCAUCCACUCCAGAAUGAGUAUUAAACACUUAUAGAUAAAACAAAUGUUGUGUUUCCAAAGGACACUAAACUGUUACUUGAGCAAUAGAGUAUAAGACUAUGGAAGCCCUCAAAGGACAUGAUGAACCUUAGAACUCUAUCACUAAAAUAUGUAACACCAUCACUAUCACAGGGUGAUUGUAACCCGAAAUAAAAUACCCAAGAAAAAGUACUUCUCAUCAAAAUAUAUCAAAAUAGGAUAAAGUAGUUUUUUUAGCUGUGCAAUGUCCAAAGGGAGGGGAAAAAGUGCCAUGAGGGGACCAUAUAAAAAUGCAACAAAAUAACUGAAAUUAGGCAUUCAUGGACAAAAAAUCUUUAAAAAUAAAAUAAAAGAAACUAUAAACUUGGUUUCUUUUCCACCCAUUCCUGGGGCAUGUAAGUCUUCCCUGGUGAAGACUCAGGGUCCUUGGCACAACAACAGCUGCAGGAAAGAGAGCCAAAACAUGUAUUAUGUAUGAUAUUUUGAGUGAGUAAAAAUGACCAGCUGACCAAAAUAUUUCUUAUUACUGUAUGAAUUCCCUUGAAAAUUACUACUUUUUGAUAGUUAUUCAUAACCACUGUGCUAAAUAAAGAUAGCAUGCAAAUUCCAGGACCACUCUUACUGACCUUAUUCCCUACAUGCAGCUAUCAAAUCCACCCAAACCUACUUUACCCUCUAUCACUAUUGCUGAGUGAAAAUCUCCUGAACACGUGCCUGUAGGAAAAAGCAGGUUUUGGAUCAGGGAAACAAAUAUGCCUUUCGAAGAUGUCAAAGUCAAUGCUGAAGCUACCCAGGGACCCAUGAUACUCAGACAAAUGCAACUUAAUGAAAAUCAGGUAAACAUGUUUGGUUGUGUGAAAAUCACCCGGCGAUAGUGUUUUAGGGUUAAACACCUUUUUUUCCCCUUAGUUUUCUUGAGAUCUGGAAAACAAAGCUUGUUUUCUCAAGAUAACAAGACAAUGUGAAAAUUAACUUGAGAUUCCAACAAAAUGGAAAGAGAAAAAAACAUCUAAUCAUGUCUUUUUGGAGCUUCCAUAGUCAGUUUUAAUUUCAAAUUUGCUCAUUUUGUAAAAAGUUUACACUAACACUUUUUAGUGCCAGAAUACUAUGUUGUUGUUGUUUUUUGGCCUGUUCUGAAUUUUGAGAGAUGGUUGGGACACAAAAAAUGUUCAUUUUGACAUCAACAGGAAGUUGUCUUUAUCUAAAGGAAACAGGGCACACAUUCACAUAAAAGCUAAAGGCGACACAGAGACUAUAUUCUCUGCUUUAAAGUUAUUUUUUCCUUUUUUUGAAAACUGUUUUUGGAUUUGAGGAACACAACUGAGCAAUAUUACUUCACAUUUUGCAGGUUUUGCAACUCUGUGGAAAAGUUUGUAUUAGUGCAAACUGUGCUAGCCUGCCAGCUCACAGUCAGCUGAACUUCUGCUACCUAUGAGUGAGAUAAACAACAUCUAAUAUUAGGCUUCGGGAAAAGGAGAACAGAUAUAUGACUGGUUGAAACUCUGGAUUAUUUCAAAAAUGACUUCCUUUCAGCAGUGUCAGCUCUGUUUUUGAAAUCAGAACAAGAUCAGCUGUGGAUUUCACGAGGUCAGGCUAUUCGAGGCAAGUUUCAGGAAGAUGUCUGACAGCUUGAUGGUGCUAGUUACUGUUCACAACUGUUUAACGGUUUUUCUGCAGCAUGCACCAGCAGACUGAGCAUACACGCCAAAAAAAAAAAAAAAAAAGAUAGUGACAGCUUUCAGCAGACAACAGGACAGAUAACAUCAAGAUUUCUAAUUGCACACGUAGCCCACUCAGAAACCACAAACUCCACAUACAGCUUGCUCAUCAAAACCACAUACACAGAGGCAGUGCAAAAUGAGUUGUCAGCUUAUCUUUGACCUUCAAAUAGGGCUGGAGUCAGUAUUAAUGCCUGUGCCCUGGAAGGAAGUCCUUUGGUUAAAACAAACACUUAUGUCACAAAACACCACAUUGAGUACCAUACUGGGUUAGACUGGAGCUCAAUACAUUUAUUAGAUUCUUAAAGAGGUAACAAAAUGACUUUCAUAUGUCCCCUAAAAAGCCAGGCAAUCUUAAAGACUGAGGCCUUCUGACUUUUAAUCCAGCUGGGCUUUAUAAAUGAUAACAAUGUCGCGAACAUGUCUGCUUUUGUGUUGUCUUUCUCAAAUGUGAUCAUGUGACCAACAAAAGGAAACUGGUGUUUCGACUUAUCAGACGUCAUCCUGUGUGGGAGAAGGAGGCAGAUGUAUGCGUGGAAAGAGGUUUGAGGAUGGAGGAAGAGAAAAAAGAAGGGAGGGAUUAGUUAGUCAGAUGUUUUUUUUUAUACAUUUCCUCAUAAUAAGGCCUGCCAAAGAAUUUUCAGUUUAGACUGGAUGUGGUUGAGAACCCUUCGCUCUCAAACCCUGAGCUUACUAGGCAUACGAAGUAUCUGAGAGGGUUAAAUGAACCAGUAUCUGGAGCUGAACCAGUUUGAUGACACCAUAGAGAGGGUUCAGGACUGAAGAUUCAGUAGAAGUAUUCAUGUUUGUCUGACUGGAGUGAGAAGACGGUGGUUUCAAGGGGACCUUAACUCAACGAAAGAUGAGGGACGUGAUGUGGAUUUGUGCCAUGAUUAUCCUCUCGCUCUCUGAAGCAUGGAGCCAAAAUCCAGGUUUGAGCUUUUUUUGUGAAAUACAGCUUAAAGACACAAGUACAACUGUAGAAAGUACACAAAACCUGAAAAAAAAAACAGUACGCCGUAUCUAUAUUUGUUCUUGUAUCUCACAAAUCUGCUGCUUUAGGAACUUGAAAGGAUGUAAAUGUAUUUUGUUGCUGUAUUGCUGUUUACAUUUUGACACAGAUUUCAGAUAGAGCUAUAGUAUUUUAUUUCACAACUCUGACUCAGUGUGAGUGGCAAACUAUUAAAAUAAGUAAGUGGAAAGUAGAUCAGAGAUUUCUGUUGGAGUCGUGCUUUGACUCACAGCGUAGACACUCAGUGGAAAGAACGUGCAUGGAGGUGGGUAAAGAAGCUGACAAAGGAGGGAAACUUUCCACAACAGAUGUAUGCACAGGUUGCCCCACAGUUUCUGAAUGAAUAUGGUAAGGCUUGUUUCUUGUUACAGUGACCUUAGAUUGAAGAGAUAACACAAUUACACGGCUUUUCUCCACUCUGGGGUUUCAUAAAGGUGGAGGAGAAACUUCUGUUUGGGGGUCUGUGGUUUUGCGAACUCACUUCAUGCGUAGGAUUUUGUUUACACCUGUUUGUAGUAAACAACAUUAAAACCACCAUAACAAUCAGGAGGGACUUCAGCCCUUGAAUAUUGAAUUUUCUCCUUUGCUUUGGGAAAAUAAGACCUGAACUUGUUGCUCUGCUGCUGUUAAUCACAUUAAACUUGUUCAGCUUCUCUCCAUAACUAACUCACGGACUAACUACUAAUAACCAAUAACAGGUCAAACGCAUAGAUCUUUCCCUGCCAAUUUACAUCUCUAACUGUUGCUUUCUGUCUAAAAAAACCCCGGACUACUAACUCUUUCCUAACAUCCACCUCUUUCUCUCUCAGGGUCUAAUCAAAGCAUCCCUGUCAUCACCAGCCCGCCUCCCACAUUUUAUGGUAAAUUGAUCUUAUUCUGUUAUUUUUUGAUAUCCUGAGAAAAUAAUUUUGUCACACUAGGUGCACAAAGUGCUGCAUGUGAAAGCUCAGAACACUUAACUCCUCGUUAAUCCUUGCUCACAUAUUAACCAUAUUUUAUUUAUCCAAAAUUAACAUCUAAGAAUAAAUCCUUUGCAAGCAAGUUUGCAGUGAAAAAGUUAAGAUUGGUCUUAUUUUUCUGUUUAUUUUGGAAUGUACAGUGAAAAAAAUAUGGGAAAAAAUAACUAUAAUAACUAUAAUUAUAAUAUGAAAAAAUGUUGGGCUUUAUUUUUUGAGGACUGUAUAAAAAUGAAAUGAUCAUUUUACUUAUUGCAUUUAAAAAAAAAAAAUUAUGUUAUACUGCAAGGUUUCUUAACAGGACAUGUUCCAAACACUGUUUUUUGUAUGGAUCCUGUUAUGUCGUGCUUUACUUAAUAUUAAAUUGUCACUUUUGUUUGUCUUCUACAGUUGUUAGAAAUUUAUCUGUAAAUCUGGGGACAGAUGUGAACCUGACAUGCAGCAAUAAGACGUGGGAUGAGACCCUUUUUGUCACCUGGAACAUUUUUAAAAACAAGGCAAAAAAUCCUUGUAUGAUAUCCUUCAUCCCUGGUGGUAAAAGAGUGGACUCUUGCAAGGAUGGGAAAUCUCUUCGAAACACAUCCCUCUCUCAGUCAUACCUGCACAUCCCAAACUUCUCAAAGGAUGAUGUUGGGGACUAUAAUUGCCAUUCGCCCUACAAAGGAGGAAGUGUAGAUGUUGUCAUAAAUCUGAAUGUCACAGGUAGGGUUAUUCUCCUUACAUAUAGGGUCUCGGCACAUGUCUGGGCUAGUAGAAAAGGACCAUUAACUCAUUUUUUUCCAUGUCUGACACCUUUUUUCACAGUUUUGAAGAAAGUUUGACUCUCAGUUCUGACUUCGAAUUCAGAAUUUUGUCCAAAAACUGACAAAAUUCUGAGUGGGAGACUUUAAAAUCAUAAUCCUAAAAAACUGAGUUCUAAUUCAGAGUUCAGACUUUUUCAGACAGCUGUGACUAACACUUCUGUAAUGAGAGAGGAAAUGUUAUCAUUUAGGUCUGAACUCUUACUUAAAUCUUGGAAUCCUAAGUAAAUAAGUAAAGUCAGACAUUUUGACUUUUUCCAGAUUUUUUAAAAAGCUAUUCUGAGAAAUGUUUAAAUUCAGAAGAAAGUCUGAAUUUAAAAAAGUAAGACCUUGACACCACAUGCUUUGUUUGUGCUUAUAUUCUCAGUUACAGUUUAUGAAAACAAAGUUAAGGGUAGUUAUUCUGUGUCAAAGAAAUUUUUGUUUUUUUUUCUCACACCAAAAAUCAUAUUCUCUUAUUUUUCGCUUAAAAAUCAAAUAGAGAUAACAGAGUAUAAUGAUCAUGUGGAAAUUUUUUUUUAUGACUCAGAGAUUAAAGUCAUCAAUUUAGGAGAAUAAAGUCAUAAAGUUUCUUGCUCUUAUUCGCGUAAGUUUAUGACUUCUCAUAUAUUAAUGAAUUAAUUUUCAAAGGUUUACGACCUUAGUCGUAAGUUUAUGACUUAAGUUUAUGACUUUAUUCCGAUAUGUUUAUGACUUUAUUCUCAUAAGUGUACAAUUUUAUUCUUAUAAGUGAAUGACUUUAUUCUUUUAAGUUUAUGACUUUAUUAUAAUAGGUUUACAAUUUUAUUCCAAUAAGUGUAUGACUUUAUUCUUGUAAGUUAAUGACUUAAUUUUUAUAGCUUUACAACUUUAUUCUCAAAACUGAAACUGCACAACCGACUAGCCAGGUGUGAAUUAAGUGAAGAGUCAUAUUCAACCCUAUUUAAGUGUGACUGAUAGAUCUUUACUUUGGUUUUUAUCCCUCAAAGCAGUGAUCCCCCCUAACAGUGGGCCUGUAGUUUACUCAUGAUGACUUUGAACAAGUAGAACUUCAACUAAAAAACUCCAAUCCUGUGUGGAAGGUGAAACUUUGAAGAAAUGUAGAACAACCUUGUCCACGUAGUGAUUCCUGUAGUUAAGUUGACCUCACCUUAACACAGAAAUCUAAAUCUCAUUCUUAUGUUUCUGUUCCUAAUGACUCAGUUCCUCCCAAACUUUUAAUAUGGUUGGAGCGUAAGGGCAAUUGGUCGGUGGUGGUGUGCAAAGCUGAAAGAGGAAACCCUGCAGCAAAUAUCAGCUGGAGUCCUGUUGGGAAUUCAUCUUUCGAUAAAACACUUGACUCCCAAGGGCUCUAUACUGUCGAAAGUCGCCUGGUGCUUCCCAAGGGAGCAGAUGCCAAUAACCUUAGCUGUGUGAUCAAACACCCCUGCUUGGAAGAGGAGCUGUUUUUACAAGACGGCAAAAAAGGUCAGUGAUUUGCCGAGUGCAUGACACAAGAGAAGAGACUUUAACUUUAGAGUUAGUACAGAGGAAAAACCCUCUGCUUUAAAAACUACAGGAACGCAGUUAGCUCUAACUUCACUUUAUAUCUUCACUUUCCCACUGUAGGAGAAGUUCCCUGGCUGAUCAUUCUUUUUGUUGUGAUAAUCUCCAUAUUACUGGUCGGAUGUUUAUUUGUUGCACAAAAGCAGCUGGGAAUAUUGAGGUAAGAACAAUAAUUUGUCCAACAACAAACCACAGUAACCACAUUCAAUCCUUCUCAACUGAUCACUUAGCUAGUUUGUGUCUUUUUGCACUUUAUUCAGGCGAUGCCAGCGCUCUGACUCAGACCUCUCCACAUCCAAAUCUCAAACAGUAGGUUAUUUGUCGGUAAAGCAGCACAUCAUAAUCUGCAUUCUUGCUUGCACUUCGGAAAGCCUCUUUCAUGAAACCCCUCUGUUUCUUUUCAGACAGAGGAUGUGGAGGAGGUAGAGCCGUACGCCAGCUACAUUCAACGUGUGAACUCUAUCUACAACUCCUCUGCUGUUUUGUACACAUAAGAUUCAACACUGAACCCAGCGCUGAAGUGCUCUCGGUGAGAAACUGAAGGGUGUGAAACUGAGAAAUUGUGAAAAAAUAGAGAGACAGACAUGUGAAGGCUGUGAAAGACUUUGAUAAAUCUUGACUAAUACUUGACAAAUGGAAGAGGGGAUGUACCUAAUACCAAAUGGGUGUCAUGGAGGCUAUUAGCAAUAACCGGAUAAACUGCCAUGAACCAAAGAACAAGAUCUUGAACAAGUAUCCAUGUGCAAAUGGAUACAACAGUUAGACUUUUAUAAAACACCAUGUCUGUAAAUAACAUUUAUAUACUAACUCACAAGAGUUGUUCUCCUUUUAAAACAGUAAAAGUGUCAGGAAAAGAGUGUAUCUAUUAUUAUUGAGUCAUUAAAGGUGAUUUGUGUCUUAAUUUAUGAAGUAAUCAUGUUAUGUCUUAUUGUAUGCUUGGUCAAUAAAUGUUAAACUCAUCUGAGCA